AUGUCAAAAAUGCCAUCGGAAUCUGGGUUUUCCGGAAACGACUUGACAACCGCUUCGAAGCGUAUCAUUUCUACUCUUGUUCCAAGCGUCGCCAAUGCUGUUAAGAUUUCCCAUGAGUUUCCUACUGCUUCUACACCCGCCUUUACAUACUACAAUGACUUUCCCCAAUACAAAGCCGUAAUGAAUGGAAAUGCUAACAAGAUUCUCUCACUAAUACAGCAAAUUAUCGAUGAAAUUCAUGGUGAGGCGAACGUUUUAGAUGUGCGCCAUCCAAAAUCAUUGGAAGAACAAUUUAGUACAAUCGUUGAUGUCAACGACCGUGUCAUUGACCGCAUUUCUUCUGAUUUAGACCGAGAAGAAUUUCCCGAUAAAGCAAAUAACAAUAGUGCUCGAAACCUAGUUAUUGCCGACGAAAGCGGCAAAAUGUCCCCAGCGCUAAUUCAUAAGAAAAGCAAAAUGAUGGACUCAUCUCUUCAGAAAAACCGUGAAUUUAAUACUCUGAGUCCCAAUUCAGUGAAACUUCUGGCUUCAAAGAAUAUUUCUCGGCCCCAAAUUCUUUUUACGGUUGCACCGGAUAAUAGCAAUGCACCGUUUUUACCUAUUUUGAAGACAAAGCCAAACGCCAUUGUUCGUCUUGAAGACUGUGAUUUAACUGCUGACCCUGAGACUGGUGAUUACACUCAUCCAUAUUUGAAAGAAUUGGAGGAAUUCGGCAAGUGUUUGGAACUUUAUGUGCAUGUUCCCGCGGCAUCGAAUCCGGUACCCCUACCGCUAGAAGAAACACCACUAAUAUUUGUUGAUUCCACUGUCACACUUGAAAGUAUGUUAAUGGAAUUGAGCUCUGAACAAGAGAUCGCUGUCGAUUUAGAGCAUCAUAGCUACCGUACCUUCCUUGGAAUCACAUGUCUAAUUCAACUUUCGUCGCGCACCAAGGAUUACAUCGUGGAUGCGAUUGCGUUGCGUGAUCAUCUUGGAAACUUUAACAAAUUGUUCACAGACCCUAAAAUUGUCAAGGUGUUACACGGGUCUGAUAUGGAUCUAAUGUGGCUUCAACGGGACUUCGGUGUGUACAUCGUCAACCUUUUUGAUACUGGUCAGGCAGCCCGAGCACUUCAGCUUCCUCGGUUCUCCCUAAGUUACCUGCUUCAGCAUUUUGCCGGCGUCUACACUAACAAAGCUUAUCAGUUGGCUGACUGGAGAAUACGACCUCUUCCUGAAGAGCUGGUUACGUAUGCACGCACCGAUACGCAUUACUUGCUUUAUAUCGCGGAACAGCUUCGGAACCAUUUGGCUGAUAGAGGUCUUUUGAGCUCAGUUCUCGAACGCAGUCGAGAACUCUGUCUGAGGAUUUAUAAGAAGCCAACAUUUGACCCAUUGGGCUACCUGUCAAUGCCCAACAUGCUCGGUGGUGUUAGUUUAAACAAACGGCAACUGUACGCUCUGAAACAUCUUUGUAUCUUGCGAGACUCCAUCGCGCGAAGAGAGGAUGAAAGUUUGAACUACGUCCUUCCAAAUCACAUGCUUCGUCUUAUUGCGGAAGAACUUCCCAGAGAAACGACAGGGAUAUUCGCCUGCUGCAGUCCCAUACCGCCUCUGGUGCGCAAGUACGUUUUUGACAUUCACAAGAUAGUCCUCGAUGCUCGCAACAAUAAACUCAAUGAGCUGGUGAUCGACGAUUCCGCCGCCCAAUUCAAGUCGGACAGGGCUGAGCAGCGAACAGAACGCAGCAGUGUUCUGGUUCUGGACAUGCUCCAGCAGGUGCCGCUCUCCGAUCCCAAAUUGGACGAAGAAGUUACCAGUCUGGCUCCACAAGACCCUGCUGCGACCAAUGAAGAUCCACUUUACAAGCCACCAUCUUCUGAAUCAACCUCAGAUUCUUCUGGCAAGGGACCGAGUAAACUCACCCUAGAGGAGGUGAUACAGGUGGAGGAGCUGGGUGCGACAUUCCGCCCCGGUCGUGGUAGGUCGGCUCAGUCUCGUGCCUUCGCCAAUCUCAAGCGGCAGCAGCAACAGAGGCGAACUAAGCAGCAGCCCAGUACAUGGGACAACGAGAAGCGGCCGCGUUCCGGUAACCCCCAUCAAGACCGACUUCCGCCCAAGCGACACAGCAACGGAGGUGCAGACGGGGAAGGGGAAGAGGAUGAGGACGGGGAGGGGAAGGAAGAGGAGAAGUGCGAUGUAGACACGGAAGUCGUCAUACUCCGUGAUCAAAAACUGGCGAGGUCGUCUAAGGGUGCAAAGCAGACCAGCAGACAGCCGCCGCCCGUCACCCAGACGGAAAAUUUCGCCAACGUCUCCCGUUCGCCCUUAGGCCAAAGCCCCGAGGCGCAGGUCCCUCCUCAAAGCAGGCAAACACCAACAGCCCUCACUGGGCCUCAGUCUCCUGCCUCGACGGGUCGUCGAAGAAAUCGAGGCCGCGGCGGGCGCCAGGGAGGACGCAACGCGGUCUUGCGGAAGUCCCUCCCUUCCUUGUCAUCGGGUGGCGGUGCCAACGCCACUCCCCUGAAGCCCCUGAAGAAACGCGGCACCUGA
Messenger RNA from Mesocestoides corti, 2532 nucleotides. The record is from the annotation of a GenBank genome assembly. Lineage: Eukaryota; Metazoa; Platyhelminthes; Cestoda; Cyclophyllidea; Mesocestoididae.